Aureococcus anophagefferens is the source of this 1089-nucleotide messenger RNA. RefSeq lists its product as hypothetical. Lineage: Eukaryota; Pelagophyceae; Pelagomonadales; Pelagomonadaceae. The transcript is spliced from 2 exons. The coding region runs from base 1 to 1089 and encodes 362 amino acids. The record is from RefSeq and is a predicted model, not a curated record.
AUGAUGGAGGCAGCGCUGCUGCUCCUCCUGGGCCUCGCGGUCGCAGCCGCGUCGACGUGCGCGGACGAGCCGCUCUGGGUCGACGGCGUCGCGACGUCCUGCGCGGACGCGGCGCUGGACUGCGGCGCCUGGUUCUGCCCCACGUGCCCGUACGCCCACGCCUGCGACAGACACUGCGGCUACUGCGGCGGCUGCGGCGUCGGCGAGGUCGAGGACUGCGCCGGCGUCUGCCUCGCGGCCGAGGACUGCGCGCUCGCGGACUACGGCUACGCGACCUGCGACGACUGGCGCGGCAGCGGCUGCUGCGAGGCGGGCGGGCUCGUGUCGGACAACGGCUUCGCGCCGCGCUUCGACUGCGCCGAGUUCGGCUGCGACGGCGGCGACUGCGAGAGUUGCGAGGGAGAAGACACGACAGUUAUCGGCGGCGCGCCGCGCGCGCCCUGGUGCCUGCUGCUGACGGCGACGGUGUGUCCCGCGAGAGACAUGACGCACACGGCGCGGCGCGAUCCCGCGCUGCGCCGCGGCGACUACGAGCGCGCGCUGGCGCGCUGGGCCAACGGCACGUCGUUGCCCGUGGUGCUCGUGGAGAACAGCGGCGCGCACCUCGGGAGCCUCCGGGACGCGCACCGCGGCGCGACGUUCGUGUCGUUCGUCGACGGCACCGUCGACGCGGCCAAGGGCAAGGGCCACGCCGAGGCGCGGGCCAUCCGGCGGGCGCUGGACUCGGGCAUUUUGGAUGGCUGCGAGCGCGUGGUGAAGGUCACGGGGCGCUACUUCCUGGAGGGGCUCGACGCGGCGCUAGAAGCCGUGGACCCGGCGGCGGCGCUCGUCGUCCAGUCGGCGCCGUCGCCCUGGCAGAUGGCCGACGGCGUGCUGCGGAGCGAGGUCGUCGGCUUCCGCAACGAGGCCGGCCUCUUCGACGGCGUCUUCGGCGGCCAGGACGAGGCGCGCGGCGCGCCCAUGGAGCGCGUGCUCUUCGUCGCGGCGAACGCGCUCCGCGACGCGGGGUUGGUCGUGGCGGAGCUGCCCCGCCUGGCCGUGCCGGAGACGAUCAACGCGGAGCACAAGCAGGUGAUCACGGAGCUGUAA